Messenger RNA from Sphaeroforma arctica JP610, 1966 nucleotides. RefSeq lists its product as hypothetical. Gene Ontology annotation, molecular function: metal ion binding; ATP binding. The transcript is spliced from 5 exons. The record is from RefSeq and is a predicted model, not a curated record. Bases 48 to 1529 code for a protein of 493 amino acids. Lineage: Eukaryota; Ichthyosporea; Ichthyophonida.
UCAUAACCUAUCUCUCACAACAAACUUGACAUCGAAAGAGUCUAUUUAUGAAAUUUUCAAUCAUUACACAGACAAACCGGAUAAAAAUGUCGGUACUUUCAGAAAAUAGAGCUGAUGAGGCUACUCAACAAAUGCGAUAUGCAGCCGUUGAAGGGAAGAAUGUUCUGUUUAUAACCUGCUUUCUGGCUAAGCUUCUUUACGACCGCGAUCUACCAAUGCUUAAGAAGGUAGCAGCUAUGAAGCCGAAUAUUCAUAUGGUAUUCGGCAACACCGAGGAUGACGAGGGCUUGGCGCAGAAAUUCAGAGACGACGGCAUUCUCACUGGCGAAGCCAUCUUUGCUGACAUGAGUGACGAUGAAAAGGCAGGCCCAAAUAUAGCCGAGGCUUGCAAAGCUACCGGCGUGCAUUUCGACGCUAUCUUCUCACCCUACGAGCACGCGAUGUUUCUGGUGGGAGAAGUAGGAGAGUUACUGAACAUCCCAUGCAAUCCCGGAACAGCAUACUCCGCCGCCCGUGACAAGCGUCUUGCGAGGCAGGUGUGUGAGGAGAAGGGAGUACAGACUCCGAGGUUCGGCAAAGUGGAGUCAGCCAGUGAGAUAGAGGCUAUGGUGGAGAGGAUUGGCUUACCGCUGAUUCUGAAACCAUCUUCUGGUGCUAGUUCUGACGGGGUUUACAAGUGUAAUACACUGGAAGAUGUGUACAAACACUUUGAGAGAGUACACGGCGAACUGACCGAGGCCAAGUAUAUGGCCUGGAACCCAGGGUGUGAGAUGGUGGUACUGCUCGAGGCGUAUAUCGACGGGGAUGAAUUCGAUGUGGAUGUGCUGAUGUGGGAGGGAGAGUGCGUGUAUGCCAACGCCAUCGAUAACUGGCCAACGCACGAGCCGUAUUUCAUGGAAGAAGGCAGCAAUUGCCCGUCCACAUACACUGGCGAGAAGCUCGAGAGCCUCCAUCAGUACUCUAUAGACUGCGUGAAGGCGCUUGGCUUUGUGAGCGGCUUGUUUCAUGUGGAAACCAAGUACAGCCACAUCAAAGACACGCCAUUACUUAUCGAGGUGAACCCACGCAUGGGUGGUGGACAUACACACUUGUACCACAACGAAGUGUGGGGCGUCGAUCUGUUCACCGAAUUCUUUAUGUGUAGCAUUGGUAUCCCGGUCAAUCCCCCCCGUGCGGCGGUACCGAACUGUGCCAUGGGCGACUUCGAUAUCAUCUGCGCGAAGACGGGCAUCAUGCAGAAUGUCACGUGGAUGGACCAUUUGAAGGAGAACCCCAGUGUGGUGGCGUACAAGGUGUUUGCGGAAGAGGGAGACGAGGUUAUAGGAUACGACACAGAGAUCCCACAGUGGCUGGGUCACUACCUGGUCAAAUCCGAUGAUGUCCACAAGACCAUCAAGAUACUGAAGGAUCUGAUCCCAACAUUCGAGCCACCAAUCAUGGAGAAGAAGAACCGUCGUCCGUCCACAGGGCGUGGUAUCCGAAGGUUCUCUACCGCAGGAGCUGAAGGUGCGGCUAUGAUCGAGAACUAGAGGAGCUCAUACAAUUCCAAUUCGAUCAUUUAGAAACGAUUAAAAUAGUACUUGGUAUAUAUAUAUAGAUAUUUAUACAUAUACAUACAUACAUACAUAUAUAUAUAUGUAUAUAAUACUAUAUGGAUAUAAUAUUAUAUGUAUAUAGUAUUAUAUGUAUAUAAUAUAUUAUAUAUAUGUAUAUGUAUAUGUAUACAUAUAUAUAUAUAUAUAUCCCGAGAAAUCCAGGCCCGACCCAUCGAAAUCAUUGGACCCCUGCCAGGGUCUGUGGAAUUAGAAGAUCCACAGUUUGUAUUCAGGGCGACUAUCGAAUCAUUGAAUGGCGCGGAAUGAUACGGACGAAGGAAUGUGGAAAAUAACCAACAGAUUUAAGUGGUUUUGUAAACGAUUAAAGUUGAUGAUCGGAUGAAAGCCCAAGUUUCCAAUCGGCAAGCUUG